CUUGAACAUGGCUACGGAAGUCGCAUCGCAGCCUGCUCAAAGUGUCACAGGCGAUCGCUCAAGAUGGAAGCACCUGGACACGAUCCUCUCUCGCAAGGGAGCCUUCACAGACGAUGACUUUGUGCCCGGCGAACGUGUUGUACAGUGUCUUGAGUCAGCAAAGAUCCUNNCGGAGCUGGCGGUCUCGGAUGCGAGAUCCUCAAGAACCUUGCCCUCUCUGGUUUCAAGAACGUCGAUGUCAUCGACAUGGGCCGACGUUGGAUCAUACAAGGCCGAGGUGGCUGCACGCUUCGUAGAGAGUCGCGUUAAAGGAGUCAAGAUCAAUUCAUACUGCGGCAAGAUUCAGGACAAGGACGAGGACUACUACCUCCAGUUCAAUAUCAUCGUCUGCGGUCUGGACAGUAUUGAAGCAAGAAGAUGGAUCAACGCGACUUUGGUCGGCAUGGUGGAUGAGGACAACGUCGACAGCCUUAAGCCCCUGAUCGAUGGCGGCACUGAAGGUUUCAGAGGACAGUCCAGGGUCAUUCUGCCCACUGUCACAAGCUGUAUCGAGUGCCAGCUGGACAUGCAUGCGCCUCGCGCUGCUGUUCCUCUGUGCACUCUUGCUACGAUCCCUCGCCAGCCUCAGCACUGCAUCGACGGUGAUGACAGCAUCUACACAUACACGUUCGAGCAUGAAAAGAAGGACGACUGCCCCGUGUGUGGCAAUCUAGCCAAGGAGAUAUCGGUUAAGAGGGAGUGGACUCUGCAGGAUUUCCUUGAACACCUGGCCGAGAGACCCGAGGCACAGCUCAAGAAGCCAUCAAUCCGGACAGAGGAAAAGUCGCUCUACUACUCGGCACCUCCCAGUCUCGAGGAGCAGACUCGGCCCAACUUGAAGCGCAAGCUGGACGAACUCUUGGCUGAUGGACAGGAAGUCGGUGUUAGUGACCCUGCCUUCACCAUCGACUUCAAGUUCAAGGUUCGCUUCACC
Molecule: messenger RNA, 973 nt
Organism: Aureobasidium vineae
Lineage: Eukaryota; Fungi; Ascomycota; Dothideomycetes; Dothideales; Saccotheciaceae
Source: the annotation of a GenBank genome assembly